UCUUGGAUCCUAACCCUGGCCAUCUGGGUUAUUUACCUCACUGAUAACUAAGUACUUUUUAUUUUUUUAAACACGUGUAGUAUUCCUAAAGGAUACCGACGAUUCUCCAUACUUUUUAAAUAGCAAAUGAUUUAAAAAUUGUAACUAAGUAUCCGGCACAAUGAAGAUACAAAAGAAGAAAAAUAAAAUUACUGUAAAUGCAGAAACUCUGCCAAGUAACAAAGAAGUAUCACUAUCGGAAAAAAAGAUUAAAAUGAAGAACAAAACUGAUGAUCCUAGUCGUGUAUUAUCUUUGGUCAAAAAGAAUAAGAAGAAGAAGAAGAAGAAAAAAAAUAAGAAUUUAUCCAAGAUACAAAACGAAAAAACAGAUCCACAGACGAAUGGAGUUUCACAAAUCGAAAGUGUAGAUCUCGAUGCAUCGGAAGACGUUACGCCGAAAGAAAAGAAGAGAAGUAAGAGCUUAGAAAAUUCUGUAGAUAAAAUAGAUCAAACUUCCGCUAAAAAAAUAAAGUUAGAUAAUAAGAUCGAUAAAUCGAAUCAGGUUCAAAAUAAAAAAAAUGAAGCAGAGCCAAAAAAUAUCUCUUUCAGUGUAGAAGAAUUAGAAGAAAAAAUCAAAGCUAUUUCUAGUAGAGAAAAUAUUUCGAAAACCGCACGUAGAAAUUUAGCUGUAUUGAAAAAAAAGCUUAAAGUAAAACAAGAAUUUCUUGCAUCAGCAUCAGUUACUUCAACCGUCAGUGGAACAGAAGAAGAAAAAUUAAAUGCAGAAAAAAAUCCGCAAACUUGCGAUGAUAAAGUUAAAGAUGUCGAAAAGAAUGAACUGGAAGAAAUCGACGGUGGAACUCAGAAGUCAGAACUUGAAAAAAAAUUGAUAGCCGAUAAACGAAAACAAAAAAAUCGUGUCAAAAAAUCGAAGAAUUUAAAUAAUGAUGGAGAGAACAUGAAAAAAGAAAGUAAUUGUGAUGAUGAUGAAGAUGAUGAUGGCAGUAGUAGUAAAAAAAAGAAAAAAAUAGAUAAUGUAAAUACUUUAAGUGAUUCCAAAGAUUUUGAUAAAGAGACAGAAGAUAUGAAGGAGAAACAGAAUGCGAGUAAAAAGAAGAAGAAUGAAACCCGAACGACUAAUUUUGUGAAAAAAGAAAUGGAUGAGAUUAAAAAUUUAACGGAUGCAAAAGGCGGGAAAGAAGAAAAUGAAGUAAAUAGUAGCAUUCAGAAAAAAGAAAUAAAAGAUACUAAAAAAAAAAUACGAUACGUUCUUUUUAUUGGAAAUAUACCUUAUUCAACAUGCGUUGAUGAUAUUAAGAAUCACUUUCUUACAAAAGUUAGUAAAGUAAUAAGUGUGAGGAUUCCUACUGCGAAACAAACACAUAGUCCUCGAGGAAUAGCUUACGUAGAAUUUAGUAAUAGCACUGAUUAUGAGAAAGGAUUGUCGUUACAUCAUUCCAUUUUAAAUGGCCGAAGAAUAAAUGUUCAGUACACUCAGAGUGGUUCAAAAAAUGCUGGAAAAAAAUCGGAAAUAGUAUCGAAAAAUAAAAAGUUACAUGCUCUUCGCAGACAAGGAAAACUGGCUGGCAGUGUUAAACAUACACAGAAACGUAAUAAUAAGAAAAAUAUUUAAAAAAGCCAGACAACUUAAUAGAAAAUAAAAGUGCUAUAAAUCAAAUAAUUUAAAUAAAACUUUUUAUCACCGAAGAAUCUACACAGUAAAAAAUAUUGUGUUAAAAUCAACAUAAUCUGUGUGUUAAAAAAGGGUCCACACAAUAUUUGUGUUAUUUUUUAACACAGACUAUUUUUAUUGAAUUGCGACACUGAAUUUGUGUUUGAUUUCAACACAAAAUUCGGAUAUUGAGACAAGUCAAUUCAACACUUUAAAUUUCAGUGGUGACACGAAAAAAUGUUAACUUUUACAUUUUAUUUUUGUACCAUGGAUUCUAAUUUAAUAUAAUUUAUAUAAGGUACCCGCGAGUAAUAAGGCCUAAGUGACAGAAAUGAUAUUUAAAAUAACCGCCUCCGCUAAAGGCUACUCUAGUAGAAGGGUCUUGCAUAGAGAUGUUCGUCCUCUGUCUUCUAUAUUUCAUCAUCCAUCACAUGCUGUCGUAGCGCAGAAGAAAUUAUAAAAAACAAUCUAGUUUUCUGACUCUUGAAAAGAAUACUGAUAAUUUCAAAUGCUGUUGAGCAAAACAAUCUAGUCUUCUGAUUCUUAAAAAGUAUUGUUGCUAAAUUUAAGUGAUGAUUCAUCUCUAAUACCAAUUUUAUUAAGUAUAGUUAAAUUAUUCCAGUUUGUUUAACCCGUAGGCCUUAUUAUCCUACCGUAGUAAAAUAAGGCCUAUUCGUAUAGUUUUUGUAAAAGUAUAAUUUUUUGUUCGUUUAUGGUAAAAAUUACCAUUACUUGAUUACAUUUUAUGGGUAAUGUAUUGAAAUAAAGAUUGAUGAUACAUUUCGAUUAUUAAAUGCAAUAUUUUCGAUUCUAUGCAAAAUCUCCCUUAGCUAGGCCUUAUUACCCGCUGGUACCUUGGUAUUUUGAGAUUUUUAAAACUGAUCAUUAUUAUUAAAUACUCUAAUAUUCUACUAUUUUUGAUAGUAAAUAAUGUUUUUAUUAAUUCCUAUUAAUAAAAAUAGUUAUUAAUAGUAAUUAAUUAUUAAUUUCUUUUACAAAACCAAAAACAUAUUUUUAUUUAUCGUAAAAAUAAUUUUUACAUCGGAUAAAAUCAUUCAAAAUUAUAACUCCAUUUUUUUGAUUAGUAUGAUGAACAUUCCAGCUUUUAGCAAAUGCUAAAUUUAAUGUAUUUACAAUAAAAGUUUAGAAGUUUAAUUGACAUUCACAAAAUGUGGAUUUCAGUUUAAUUUUUCUACUAAUUCUUCUGUGUCUAUCGAUUGAGUUUUCAACAUAACUUUUGUAAUAAUGUUAAAGGAACACUUAAUAAAAGUCGAUAAUUAGAAUUUUUGUACUAAGAAACGUUUUUAAAAUAUCAAACAGUUAAUUGAUUUAAAAUUUUCCAGUAUUGCAGUGCAAUAUGUUGAUUUAACACAAAAACUUUAACACUGACCCUUUUUAACACAUACACAAUAUUUUUUACUGUGUAUACACUCUAAAACUAACUGCGUUACAAAUGUAUUAUUUCAACAUACAUUGAAUGUGUUCCAUGUUUAAGACCAUAAGCAAAACUUGUUUGAAAUGCAUUAAAAUUGUUAGUUGAACUAUUAAUGCAUCAAUUAUCUGUUGCAUGCGCUCCACAUUUUUUUUGUUUUAAAUCUUAUAAGUAUUUUCAUAACUAUUGAAAAUUCACAAUUAUAAAUUUUCAGGACUAUCUGUAAGAAGUUCGGAAUUUGUAUGUGGUUUUAAAUCUUCAUGAAAAUGAGAAAUAUUAUUUGAUACUUUUUAGUUCGUUUUAAAAAUGUGGUAUAUUAAAAUUUUUUUUUAUUUCGAUAAUUAUUUUCUGCUUUUUAGUAUUGUGUGAGUGAAAUUUUGAAAUCAAUUGUAAAAGCCUGGAUAAGAUAAUGACGGAGACAUGCGACAAAUUUCAGGUUUAUUUCAGUUUCUUUUCACUUAAUUAAAUCUGAAAUAGAAAGUCGCUAUUUCUACCUACCAAUAUAUCAAACUCAUUUUUUAUAAGAUUUAUACUUCAAAAUAUUAAAACGAAUCAAAGACA
Messenger RNA from Microplitis demolitor, 3644 nucleotides. RefSeq lists its product as uncharacterized. The record is from RefSeq and is a predicted model, not a curated record. Lineage: Eukaryota; Metazoa; Arthropoda; Insecta; Hymenoptera; Braconidae. Gene Ontology annotation, molecular function: RNA binding. The transcript is spliced from 4 exons. The coding region runs from base 161 to 1612 and encodes 483 amino acids.